UCAAAAGUGUUGUUUUUAUUUACAAUUCUUGCAUCAGAAGCCAACGCUUGUAAUUGAUUUGUGGGAUAAACCCUAGGAAAGUCUUGUUUUUUCCGUCUUCUUGCGUUUAAUUCUUCAGAUAUGGUGGUGAUGAAUCCCUCGUUGUGUGUUGGUGCACAACCGCUUGUGUACCUCCCUCCUCGCCUGAAUCAAUUUUCCAGUAAUGGAAACUUUCAUAGGCGUUAUCUUACAACAGUUUCUAUGCAACUCCAACCGUGGAGCAAGGCAGUUGGACUGCGUGCAGUGCAACCUAUUGUCGUCUCUAAGAAUAAAAGAUCUGUCUUUACAUGUAAUUCUGCGCUGAAUUCAAAAUGCAGUCAAGGGCAAACACAGACCGUUACGCGGAAAUCACCAACAAUCACACAAGCUCCUGUAUCAGGAAAAGAUAAAUCCCCAAAGCUUGAUGAUGGUGGAAACGGGUUCCCGCCCCGGGAUGAUGGCGGUGGUGGUGGUGGCGGAGGUGGAGGAGGGAGCUCUUCAGGUGGAUUUUUCCUUUUCGGGUUUCUUUUGUUCAUGGGAUACUUGAAAGAUUUAGAGGGCGAACAUGAAAACAGCCAUUGAAGAGGGAAAACAUGAUGCACAAUAGACAAAUCUCAAGACAAGUAUUCUCCAGGAGACAAUAGAUUCUAGUACUACCAAUAGGCACAAAUCUUAUGUUUUCUCAGUUGUGUUAUGAAUCAGAUUCUUGUUGACAUAGACAAAGUUCAUCUUAUACAAAUGUGCAAACUAUGCAA
This is a messenger RNA of Capsella rubella, 773 nucleotides long. RefSeq lists its product as uncharacterized. Gene Ontology annotation, biological process: thylakoid membrane organization; chloroplast organization. The record is from RefSeq and is a predicted model, not a curated record. Gene Ontology annotation, cellular component: chloroplast. Lineage: Eukaryota; Viridiplantae; Streptophyta; Magnoliopsida; Brassicales; Brassicaceae. Bases 121 to 600 code for a protein of 159 amino acids. The transcript has 5 exons.